Messenger RNA from Diabrotica virgifera virgifera (western corn rootworm), 1759 nucleotides. RefSeq names its product putative nuclease HARBI1. The transcript is spliced from 3 exons. The coding region runs from base 586 to 1644 and encodes 352 amino acids. The record is from RefSeq and is a predicted model, not a curated record. Lineage: Eukaryota; Metazoa; Arthropoda; Insecta; Coleoptera; Chrysomelidae.
UAAUUCCAAAUUACUGUUGUAUUAAUUAGAUAUUAUGUCAACCCAGGCUUGUACUUUAAACUUUUUGAAAGACUUAUUGUGUUCAUAAGGGGAAGGUGUGCACUAAAUUAUCUGAAUUAAGGCAAGGACACAAAACAAGUGAAAUGCUGGAUAUAAGUAAAGUUGAAGCAAUUGAUGAUGGUUGGUUGGUACCAUCAGCUUCAAGAAAUGAAAACUUUGUUCUGAUACAGUCAGAAUGUACAUGCAAGCUUGAAUGUAGUGAAUGUGGUGUGUGUAUUCACCGUUAUGCAUGUACAUGUGUAGACUGUAGCAUUAAGUGGAAUAUGUGUAAACAUGUACACUUACUGCCUUUAUUAAUAAACACGUACUAAGGCCGGGCUAACUUUAGUCCUCGGACUAAGGCAAUAUCCCUAUUAAUAAACAGCGACUAACCCUGAACUAAGCUAAACCCUCUCUAGUCUCGGACUAAAAUUUAAUCCAAUGUAAUAGCAGGUUUAAAUCAAGACUAACGUGACAUUGACGGUUGGUGUUCAUAACCUUAAAAACGUUUUAUUUGUUUUUACAUAAAUCAAUAUUAUUUUUAUAAUGGAGAGGGACUAUUUUAUAGACGAUUUAAGAUUAAUACAAGAAAUAAAUGAGUAUAGAAAUCAGCGGAAUAUUCCGAGACACAUAAAAAUAUAUAAAAUUAGAAAAAAUCCUUUAGAGGAAUUAGAAGAAGGUGAAUUCAAAACCAAAUACCGCUUUUCAAAAGCCACUGCAAUUUUUAUAAUUGACAUGGUCAGAAAUGACUUAGCUGGCGAUUUUAGAGGUGGACAUGUACCUCCACACAUAAAAGUCUUGUGUGCAAUAAGAACUUGGGCACGUGGAGAAAUUCAAGAUGAUGCUGCAGAUAUUAUUGGUAUCAGCCAGCCAACAGUUUCGCUUGUCUGUAAACAAGUUGCUUUAGCUCUGGUAGUACACAGAGCUCAGUGGAUUAAAAUGCCACAAAAUGAUCUGGAGCAAAAUAGAGUGAUUGCUGGGUUUUAUGGAAUAUGUGGGUUUAGGCAAGUGGUUGGAGCUAUUGACUGCACCCAUAUUCGAAUUCCAAAAGUGGGUGGAAACAUUGGGCAAUAUUACAUAAACAGAAAAGGAUACAGUUCAAUAAAUGUACAAGUUGUGGCCAAUGCUAAUUUGGAAAUUAUGGACAUAGUAGCUCACUGGAGAGGCAGCACUCAUGACUCCAGAAUAUUCAAUGAGUGCAGAUUAAAACGUAGGUUCGAGCAGUCAGAAUUCAAAGGGAGACUAUUGGGAGAUUCAGGCUAUGCCUGCUCCCCUUAUUUAUUCACUCCAGUCCUAAAUCCGACAACACAACAGGAGGAACGUUAUAACAGGGCACAUAUACAAACCCGCAACACUGUGGAACGAUGUUUCGGUGUGUGGAAGCAAAGAUUUCGCUGUUUACUAGAUGGGUUUAAAACCAAAUUAGAUAACACCAAAUUGUACAUUGUAGCGCUGGCAAUACUUAACAAUAUUGCCAUCCACCACCGGGAUAUGAUUGAAAAUAUUGACCAACCAGGAAAUGAAGACAUACCAGUAAUACCUGCAAUUAAUAAUAACAUUAGAGGAAAUGCAGCUAGAGCUGCAUUUAUUAAUGAUAAUUUUUAGUUGAAUGGAGAUAGAUACUACCCAAUUCCUUCUCAAAGAGUUUGGCAAAUAUAUUUGGACGGAUGUUAAAAAAAUACAACCUUUAUUAUUGCAAAUAAAAAGUUAUCAAAACACA